Messenger RNA from Notothenia coriiceps (black rockcod), 3592 nucleotides. Its product is annotated as clathrin interactor 1. The annotation marks the transcript as partial. The transcript is spliced from 10 exons. Gene Ontology annotation, cellular component: endosome; plasma membrane; clathrin vesicle coat. NCBI's taxonomy places the organism in Eukaryota, Metazoa, Chordata, Actinopteri, Perciformes, Nototheniidae. Gene Ontology annotation, molecular function: phospholipid binding; clathrin binding. The record is from RefSeq and is a predicted model, not a curated record. Gene Ontology annotation, biological process: endocytosis.
AACCAAUGUGGUGAUGAACUACUCGGAGGUGGAGUCCAAAGUCAGAGAGGCCACCAACGACGACUCCUGGGGACCCUCAGGACAGAUGAUGAGUGAAAUCUCCAAGACCCAGCCUACUGCAAAGAGACCAGAAUCCGACUCUCCACUAAACACAGCACAGAACUCACAUUUCCCAGACGCACAUGAAUGCAGCCCCAUAGCCUCUGUUAGCUUAGCAAACCCUGGCCAGUUCGUUCCCAAGAUCAGGAGUAGCCCCCAUCCAUCAGAGCUUGUUGGGUACCCCCUUGGAUACAUGUCGGUUUCCACCUCUGUGUUUAUAGACGAGAAUGGGAAGGAUCAGGGUGUGAAUGUGCGUCAGAAGGUGAAGGAGGUAAUAGAUUUUGUCCAGGAUGAUGAGAGGCUUAGGGAAGAACGGAAAAAAUCGAAGAAGAACAAAGACAAAUACAUCGGGGUUUCCUCAGACAGUAUGGGAUACCGAAGCUACAACACGGGGGACAAGUACGACUCCAGCGACAGCCGGGGGAAGUGGGACGACGACUGGGAGAGGAAUAAAGGGCAGUUCCCCUUCAGCGAGAAAUUGGGGGAGAUCAGCGACAAAAUCGGCAACACCAUUGACGAUACCAUUAGCAGAUUUAGGAAGAAGGAGAUGGAUGACUCACCAGAUGGAUUCAGCGACAACGAGGAGGAACGGGGCCGCUCGUCUCAAAACGGCCAGUCGGGAAAAGAGUUCAAAGAUGAAGAGGAGACCGUAACCACCAAGAGUGUUCACAUAGUCCAAGCAACAGAGACAACAGCAACAAGGAAGAGAGGGGUCCCGUCUAAGAAAGUAGACCUGGGGGCCGCAGCCCACUAUGUAGGAGACAAGAGCCCAGACACCACCCCCAAACAGGCCCAGCCAGCAGCCCCCCAGCCCGCCAGCAGCAACCUAGCUGACCUCUUCAUGGUGGACACAACACCAAGCCAGCCUGCUGCCACAGUUCUCAACGCAGACCUGAUGAGUGGAUUCGCUGACUUCUCUGCACCGGCUGCGUCCGUUGGCUUCCCCUCAGUAUCUGCUGCAGCACCUUCCUCUAGCAGCAAUGGAGAAUUUGGAGAGUGGAACGCCUUCCCCGGAGGUCAGAUGCCAGCGUCUGCUCAAACUGCCGACACCAGCGGAAAUGACCUUUUUGCAGCCAUGACAGCUCCUGCAGCCGCCCCGGCUGCAGGCUCGGGCCCUGCCUCAGCAGACCUGUUCGACCUGAUGGGGCCCACCCACUCCCUCAGUUCCUCCCAGAGCCUCAACUUCAGCAUGAGCUCCUCGCAGAGCAUGAGCGCCACGGCGAUGCCCCUGUCUAUGCCCCAGAACAUGGGAGGUCCUCUUCAACCGCAGUCUAUGCAGCCAAUGCAGCAGGGGGGGGCCUCUCAAGGAGCCAAAGCAGCCCUCCCUGCCACCUGGUCGGACUCCUCCAUUAACAUCAGCCUGGACUUUCUGGGGCCGGGCGUGCAGCCCCCCAAGCAAAGCCAGCCCACCCUCAACACCCUCCAACACGGCACCCCAGUACCCAGCAGCAUGCUCCCCCAGGGGUUUGCCGCCAUGAACCUUGGACCUGCUGCAGUCAAAUCGCCUGUCAGUCCCAUGAUGCACCCCGGUGCUGGCAUGGGAAUGGGGAUGGGCAUGGGGAUGUCUCCCAACCAGGGCAUGAUGGGGAUGGGCAUGAACAUGGGGAUGCCACAGGGGGGGAUGGGGAUGAACCCUGCGAUGGUCCAACAGCCCAAACACGAUGCCUUCGCUGACUUUGGCAACUUUGGAAAGUAAUAGAGCCAGAGAGCAAAGAUUAUCUGGUGGAGUGGUGUUGAUCUCUCUCUCUCUCUCUCUCUUUCUCUCUCCGUCCAUUGGUGAAGGAUUGUCACGAGCUGCAAACAAAGAGUACUUGAAUAAUGUCAACUAUCACAAUACAAACACCCUGCAAUCGCCUUUUUUUUUUAGUUUUUUAAGGAAUGCUGUGUAGUGGAUCUAAAAUAAUUUGUGUUUGAACCAAUGAGCCGCCUGGUCCUGGGUGACGGGGGGCCUCGUGGGUUAUGAAAAGGAAGACUGUGCCGCCAAGAGAAUGUUUGGGGGGGGGGGGGGGGUCUGCUUUAUAACCUCAAUCAAGUUAAAUCACCAUAAUAGCAAAAAAAUAUCAGUAGCUGCGUAAUUAUUUUGAGAUGCUUUCUCAGUCAUUUUACUGAUUCAAGUUUGAAUAACAUGAUCGGCUAUUUUAACUUUUCUAAUGUACAUUUAAGAAUGUCAAGUUACCUCUUUCCUUCUUUUUCCAUUGCUCUUCCUUUUGACCUGUAAAUAGAAAUCUGGAGCCCUUGCAAAUAAGUUAUGAAGUUCCAAUAUAUGAGAGGCAGUGAGGGUGUGAGAGUUGUAUCAUACAGACCAAAUCUGAUGCGAACCAAGACCCGGAGCACAGCGACACCUUCUCUAUGUACAUACCACACACUCCAGACGUGCUACAGCUAAUGAAUGAGUGUUUGGAGUGAACAUUGAUUCAUUUAAGGAGUUAUCAGACCAUCAUUUGUGGCCUUUCUUAUUGCUAUAUAAAUAUAUAUAUUUUACUUAUGAAGAAUAUAAUCAGUUUGCAUCCAAAUGAGAUAAUCAGUAGGGCCUCGUACAGGGGUCGAGGGUUCAUUACAGCACAGUGCCUGAGAGACCCUUUGCCUUUUCUCUUCAGUUAACCUCUCUAAAGGAAACGCUGCGACAGCACAGAGCGCCUAAAGCCGAGAGUACUGUCUGUACAGAUAUCAGAUGCAAUCCUAUCAUUAUUUUUCUUUGUCCCAUGCACACUUUCAUGGUUUAUUCAGGUCAGAUAAUACCUUCAGAGCGCAAAAAAACUGAACUUUGAGUGUUGAGACUGUUAUGAAGAUGUCAUUGUAAAUGUCCAACAGUGCAUUUCUGUAAAUGCUGCCCUCUCACCUUCCGUCAUUUGUAACGUUACUCAUUAAAAACAUCAUAACCGUCAUCAUGAAAACCAAGAAGAUAGUGAGAGGACGCACUUUUUAGGACGCACUUUGCACCAAGUUUGAUAUGCCGGUUCCAUGACUGUUAACGCAUAAUUAACUGCUAGGUUAGACGUACAAAACAAUGCUCUUCAGCGGUUCAAGUGCCUGCCGGUGGUUGCCUCCUGACCCUUGUAAUGAGUGAUAAGUAAAUCGUGGCUGCCUGACAUUUUGGGCAUGUCGACGGUUGGAUAAAUAAUUCACUGAGCAGAGGUGAAGGCGGUGGAUGUGCGGCCCCGAGAGCAUCGAGGCUUUCCUCCUGUCUCAAGGGCUCAGAGGCAGAGCACACUAACACAUAGUAGCCUUGCGUCGGACUCUGAAACAUCAAAAAAUGACCAAAAUCUGUUUGCUGUUUUUUCUAAAAUAUAAGUAGCUGUUGUUUUAUUCAUUUUUUUUUAUUUUCUACUUCAAAUUGUUUUUUUUGAUCUGCUCUAAAAUGGGAUUGUUACUGAAACACUAGCAUAUGCAAAUGUAAGAAAAGAAAAUCCUUUGAGAAAAUGAAUUUUUGCAUUAUUCCCAUUUUGAUUUACACAUCGAUUCUUUAUCUACAACAUUAAACAGUUGAUUGAAA